GUGUGAUUUCGCGUGAUUCUGUAGAGGAUUCGGGUACGGGGUCGCAAGGUGCCAGGGCAUCGUUUUCUUUUAUUUUUGGUCUGUAACCUCAGCCAAUCUGCAUUUCCGAGGUUGCUGCCAUUUACCCUCUCGCCUUGUACCUCUCACUGUUUGUCCCAUGGUAUCCUGUCUCAUCUUCCUGUGACUCCUCCAUUCCCCUGUCUUUUCCCCCCCCCUCAUCAGGGUCGGAAAGAAACCUGGAUCAGGGAGCAGAACCUACGAAGACUCAAGUUUUUUUUUUUUUUUUUUUUUUUUUUUUUGAAAGAAGAUGAGCAAUUACAGCGUGACCCUCCCCGGCCCGGCCCCGUGGGGCUUCCGUCUGCAGGGGGGCAAGGACUUCAACAUGCCCCUCACCAUCUCCCGGAUUACACCAGGCAGCAAAGCGGCAUCAGGUAACCUGACCCAGGGAGACAUCAUCAUGGCGAUCGAUGGCGUCAGCACUGAGGGCCUCACCCACCUGGAGGCUCAGAACAAGAUCAAAUCUGCCACCAAGAACCUGACGCUCACCAUGCAGAGAUCAAGACGCCCUGCUCCAGUUCCUACUGCCACCCCGAGAAUGGAUUCCCCCAUGCCAGUCAUACCCCACCAGAAGGUCAUUGCCAACACUGCUGCCAACACGGAGUACAUCCCUAGCUUCAACCCCAGCGUGUUGAAGGAUUCCGCCCUGUCCACCCACAAGCCCAUUGAAGUCAAGGGUCCCGGUGGCAAAGCCACCAUCAUCCAUGCCCAGUACAACACCCCGAUCAGCAUGUACUCCCAAGAUGCCAUCAUGGAUGCCAUCGCUGGCCAGGCCCAAGCCCGAGGCAAUGAAAUGAGUGGCGAUUCCUCAGCUGUCGCCUCUCCUUUGGCCGCGCUGCCAGUGAAAGACCCUCUUGUAGACAGUGCGUCCCCUGUCUACCAGGCCGUGAUCAAGCAUGAGGAGAAGGAGUCCGAGUUGUCGGACUGGGCCCGGCGCGCAGCUAACCUGCAGUCCAAGUCCUUCCGUGUCCUGGCCCACAUCACCGGCACCGAGUACAUGCAAGACCCAGAUGAGGAAGCCCUGCGGAAAUCGAGGGAAAAGUUUGAGUCUGAGGUCAAAGGCCCACGAUUCGCAAAACUGAAAAACUGGCACCACGGUCUUUCUGCACAAAUCCUAAACGUACAGGAGUAGCUGCGGCCUGCGAGCAGCAUGGAGUCGUGGAAACCCUUGCCAAUGAACUGAAAGGCAGAGAGCAAGAGAAGGGGCAGGAGUGGAGGAGAGUGAAGUCUCUAACAAACGGAAAAGUGACUGAAGAGGGGUGGAAUAGCACAGUUAAAUGAUUAAAGGCUUCCCGAGUGCUUUCUGUUCAUCCGUUAAAUAUUUGUAGUCACCCUUCUGCAGGUGUCAUUUUUGCCAAACUCAUGUAGUUCUCUCUCUGUUUCCUUUAUUUAUUUUUUUUGCCUGUUCUGCCUAUGCAAACUCCAGAGUAAUUUGUUGCAAACAAAACAGCGUGACACUCUGAAGACCGCUGUACAUCCCCUCAUUGCUUCAAUGUGAAUAAAAGGAGCAUCACGUCAAACAA
This is a messenger RNA of Brienomyrus brachyistius, 1580 nucleotides long. It is a transcript of the gene ldb3b, whose product is annotated as LIM domain binding 3b. Gene Ontology annotation, molecular function: actin binding; muscle alpha-actinin binding. Bases 308 to 1189 code for a protein of 293 amino acids. Lineage: Eukaryota; Metazoa; Chordata; Actinopteri; Osteoglossiformes; Mormyridae. Gene Ontology annotation, biological process: heart development; actin cytoskeleton organization; muscle structure development. The record is from RefSeq and is a predicted model, not a curated record. Gene Ontology annotation, cellular component: Z disc; stress fiber; adherens junction. The transcript has 9 exons.